AUGCCUCCUCCUCCCCCACCGCCGCCCCCACCACCGAAACUAGGCUCUGUUCCUGCGGGUAAUAAUCAUCCUCUCGCUGCCCAAUCGGUUGCAACUCCAGGAGUGUCAUCCAUGAGCAUACCCAAACCAGAUGCACCCGGUGGGCUUGCAGCUCCCACCAGUCCUCCACUGCGCAGUCCCGUGCCAAUAAGAUCUGCUUCUCCUCAAGUCAAGGUGACUUCUGCCGCCGUAUCCCCAGCUAGAACACUUGACGCUCAGGCAGAUGCCUUUCUCUCGGCACCCUCCUAUCGGACCAAUCAACUUGGUUUGGAACCGGCGUUACGUCCAUUGCCACUUCCUCCUGGAGAAGGAAUUGAAAGAGUUCGGACGCUUGUGGAAAGGAGGGCCUGGGGAGAUGUGCUCAAGUUAUCCGCAAAUGUAUUGCAAUCGGGCAAUCCUCAUGCGGACGUGUACUCGUCCCUAUUGCUCUUGCCGACAAUGGCACCGAAAAGUGACGUGGAGACAUUACCUCUGGCAAUGAAAUUGGAAACAGUGGAAGUCAUGGCGCUGUAUUGUCACGCCUUGUUGAAACUUCGAAGGUAUGCCGACUUGGAAAAGGAGGUGGCAAAAUGGAACUUUUUGUUUCAGAACGAAACCAAUGUGUUUUCACCAGAUUGGUUGCCAUGGAGUAUACAUAUACUGGGAGCGCAAUCAUUGCAGUACACUGGGGACUUUGAUCAGGCAGCAGAUGUGCUUCAGGAUUUGCAGAGUCGAAUCCCACAAGAAGAUGCAUCGGCAUUGGCAUCCGUCAACAUUGCUUUGGCCAACUUGUACAUACGGCAAGAACAAUGGCGACUUGCCCUUGGUACGUUGGACCGAAUCACGGAUCUAAUUCCAGCGGCGACCGAAUUGGAAAUUCAAUCCAAAUAUUCCACCGCUCCCAACCCAGCCGCACUCCAAUCCACAUUGACCGCUGCCUACCAGUGCGAGGUUCGUUUUCGCCAAGGCAAAGCACUCUUGCAAAUUGGUGCCUUGCCACAAGUGGCCGAACUCUUUGAAUAUGCCCGAAACGAGUGGACCGCGGCCAAUGCAAAUAUUCCACCAGAGUUGGCAUCGCAUCCAGCCGUGGGCCUCAUGUUCUGUCAAAUGGAGGUGAACGAAGGCCUAUUUUACUUUGCGCAAAAUGACUAUGAUCAUGCUUUGUCUUCCUUUUCCAAUGCUGUGGAUAUUUUGCGACGUAUGGAUUUGUUGACUCACAAGUACAAUCCCGAUGCCUAUCUUGGAACUGGCGUUGUGUGUUUGGAUGAACCAAAUGAGCUCUAUAGUGAGUGUGUCAAUAACCUGGCCCUGUGCAAUUUGUACACUUGCAAGAUGCAAGAUGCCGUGGGUCAAUUGGAAGAUUUGGUCCGCUCGGAUCCAACCGCAUUCUUGACCGAGAGGGUUGCCUUCAACCUUUGUACCUUGUAUGAGCUGGGUGCGGAUUCUGCAGUCAGUGCUCGAAGGAAACGCGUCCUACAACUCAUUGCCAAGAGAUUCUUUCUGCACGACAUUGGUCCAGAAAGCUUCCGAGUGUCCUAG
Molecule: messenger RNA, 1557 nt
Organism: Cylindrotheca closterium
Lineage: Eukaryota; Bacillariophyta; Bacillariophyceae; Bacillariales; Bacillariaceae
Source: the annotation of a GenBank genome assembly